Acytostelium subglobosum LB1 is the source of this 990-nucleotide messenger RNA. RefSeq lists its product as hypothetical. NCBI's taxonomy places the organism in Eukaryota, Evosea, Eumycetozoa, Acytosteliales, Acytosteliaceae. Gene Ontology annotation, molecular function: oxidoreductase activity, acting on the CH-OH group of donors, NAD or NADP as acceptor. The record is from RefSeq and is a predicted model, not a curated record. The annotation marks the transcript as partial. The transcript has a single exon.
AUGAUGGAAACAACAAGCCAACAACAACAAUCUAUUGUAGUAACAGGAUCAACUGGUUACAUUGCCAGUGCUAUUAUUGAACAACUGUUGCUAAAGGGCUACAGGGUCAUUGCCAUUGUUAGGGACUUGUCCAACAAGGCAAAGUACCAACACUUGACUGAGCUGUCCGGUGCCAACACUCUACUAACUUUUGCUGGUGGUGAUCUAGAGUCUGCCGACUACCUGACCAUAUUCAAGGGUGUCGACUAUGUCAUGCACUGUGGCUCACCAUACAUCUACACCUCUGAAGAUCCACAGCGAGACAUUGUUCAGCCCGCCAUCAAUGGAAACCUGCGUGUGCUGGAGGCUGCCGCCGCAACACCGAGCAUCAAAAAGGUGAUCAUCACCUCGUCCACGGCGGCCAUCAUCGACUCGGCCAAGAAGAAAGAUGUCUACACCGAGGAGGACUGGAACGAGUCGGCCACCAUUGCCACCCCCUACAUGUACUCAAAGUAUCUGGCUGAGCGCGCUGCCAUGGAGUUUGCACCAUCACACUUCCAGCUGAUCUUUGUCAACCCUUCGUUUGUCGUUGGUCGUGGCCUUGCCAAGCACAUCAACACCAGUCUCACAACAUUCACCAAGUCACUGUGUGGCAGCAUCAACAACAGAUACGUGGGUUUGGUUGACCUUCGCGACGUCGUCGACACUCAUCUACAUGUGCUAGAGUCGUCGACCAACAUGGAUCGCCAACGCAAGAUGGUCUGUAGCUCAGUGAUGACGUUCACAGACAUGGUGGAGCGUGUUCAGAAGCUCUUUCCACAGUAUGACUUUGUAGACCACAGCAUAGAUCAGUCUACGAUCACACCCAACUCUGCUCUGCACAAGUAUCGCUUUGAGUCAGUGUCGCCCAUCAGCAUUGGUCGUCCCUACUACGACCUGGAUGACACAUUCAAACAGACCGUUGAAUACCUCAUUGCCACAGGACAUUUGAAUCCAAAGCCAAAGGUCGAA